UUGCUUUUCGAAAGGCGCGAAAUUUAAUAAACAAAACCAGUGUUCUGUGAGCUUGCGCCACGAGCGAACGAUUAAUCAAAAGAUCAUAAGAUGGAAGUCAGCCAAAAUUCCAAUAAACCGGCAAAUAAUAUUCGCGAUUAUAUUGAUUCGGAAGAAAUCGACUUUGGUACGGAACCGCCCACACAACAAAUCAAUGUCGGAGAACCGACGAACGAAUUGGUUGUUCGAGAGGAAGACUUCGCAUCGGAGGAUUUGAAUGAAGUGCCUGAAUCAGAACCGAUCGCAGAUGAUAACAUUGAAGAGCCCGAAGAGACUCCCAUUGAAGAGCCAGAAGAGACGCCCAUUGAAGAGCCAGAAGAAUUGGCCGACUCGGAAGUGAACCAGGAACAACCAGCAGCUAGUAAAUCAAGCAGAAAAGAAUCAUCUGAACAACGAUUGACACAACUUCCGCUGAGUAAAAUAAAAUCGAUCAUGAAGGCUGAUCCCGAUGUGCAUAUUGUGUCGGCGGAAGCGAUUUUCCUGAUGACCCGUGCAGCAGAGUUGUUUGUGCAGAAUAUGGCCAAGGAAGCGCAUACUUAUGCCGUGGCAGGCAAAAAGAAGACUAUCGUCAGACGAGACGUGGACAUGACUAUAGAAUCGGUGGAUACCUUGAUGUUCCUGGAGGGAAUGAUGAAUGUGUGAUUAUGUUAUUGUGUACAUGUAUUGAUAUUAAUGUUUUUAAGUAAAAGUUACGGUCGACAUAAGCUAC
This is a messenger RNA of Aedes aegypti (yellow fever mosquito), 748 nucleotides long. It is a transcript of the gene PolE4, whose product is annotated as DNA polymerase epsilon subunit 4. Gene Ontology annotation, molecular function: protein heterodimerization activity. Bases 91 to 681 code for a protein of 196 amino acids. The transcript has 2 exons. Gene Ontology annotation, cellular component: nucleus; epsilon DNA polymerase complex. The record is from RefSeq and is a predicted model, not a curated record. Lineage: Eukaryota; Metazoa; Arthropoda; Insecta; Diptera; Culicidae.